Messenger RNA from Austrofundulus limnaeus, 1218 nucleotides. NCBI's taxonomy places the organism in Eukaryota, Metazoa, Chordata, Actinopteri, Cyprinodontiformes, Rivulidae. The record is from RefSeq and is a predicted model, not a curated record.
AUGUCAUCUGAAAUGCUCAGUGAUGUGAAAGACUCUCAGCUGAGUUCUGACGUAAAACAGCGGGACAGUGGGGAUGGCGAGGACAAGAGAAACAGCGGGGAGAGCGAGGACAAGAGAAACAGCGGGGAGAGCGAGGACAAGAGAAACAGUGGGGACAGUGAGGACAAGAGAAACAGUGGGGACAGUGAGGACAAGAGAAACAGUGGGGACAGCGAGGACAAGAGAAACAGCGGGGAGAGCGAGGACAAGAGAAACAGUGGGGACAGUGAGGACAAGAGAAACAGUGGGGAGAGCAAGGACAAGAGAAACAGUGGGGACAGUGAGGACAAGAGAAACAGUGGAGACAGCGAGGACAAGAGAAACAGUGGAGACAGCGAGGACAAGAGAAACAGUGGGGACAGCGAGGACAAGAAAAACAGUGGGGACAUCGAGGACAAGAGAAACAGUGGGGAGAGCAAAGACAAGAGAAACAGUGGGGACGGCGAGGACAAGAGAAACAGCGGGGAGAGCGAGGACAAGAGAAACAGUGGGGACAGUGAGGACAAGAAAAACAGAGGGGACAGUGAGGACAAGAAAAACAGUGGAGACAGCGAGGACAAGAGAAACAGUGGAGACAGCGAGGGCAAGAGAAACAGUGGGGAGAGCAAGGACAAGAGAAACAGUGGGGACAGUGAGGACAAGAGAAACAGUGGAGAAAGCGAGGACAAGAGAAACAGUGGAGACAGCGAGGACAAGAGAAACAGUGGGGACAGCGAGGACAAGAUAAGCAGUGGGGACAGCGAGGACAAGAGAAACAGUGGGGAGAGCAAGGACAAGAGAAACAGUGGGGACAGCGAGGACAAGAGAAACAGUGGAGACAGGGAGGACAAGAGAAACAGUGGAGACAGCGAGGACAAGAGAAACAGUGGGGACAGCGAGGGCAAGAGAAACAGUGGGGACAGCGAGGACAAGAGAAACAGUGGGGACAGCGAGGACAAGUGAAACAGUGGGGACAGCGAGGACAAGAGAAACAGUGGGGAGAGCAAGGACAAGAGAAACAGUGGGGACAGCGAGGACAAGAGAAACAGUGGGGACAGCGAGGACAAGAGAAACAGUGGGGAUAGCGAGGACAAGAGAAACAGUGGAGACAGCGAGGACAAGAGAAACAGUGGGGACAGCGAGGACAAGAGAAACAGUGGGGACAGCGAGGACAAGAGAAACAGUGGGGACACGGGGGCG